CGGGUUUUGCUGGCCGCGGGUGGCGACGGGGGGUUGUCCAAGAUGGCGUUGUUGGAGGAAGAAGAGCAGGCGUUGCUGGAUGAGGAUUCGCAACCCAAGGACCACGGCGACCCUGCGCGCAAGCCCAUGCUGGCCUUGUGCGACCCACAGCGGCUGGCCCACAGGCUGCUGGUGCUGGCGCUCAUGUGCUUCCUGGGCUUCGGCAGCUAUUUUUGCUAUGACAUUCCAGCAGCUCUGCAGACUCAAGUUCAGAGGGAUAUGAAAGUAAACACAGCUAAGUUCAUGGCACUGUAUGCCUGGUAUUCGUGGCCUAAUGUGUUUCUCUGUUUUUUUGGAGGCUUUUUGAUAGACAGAGUAUUUGGAAUAAGGUGGGGUACAAUAAUAUUCAGCUGUUUCGUCUGUGUGGGACAAGUAAUUUUUGCUGUGGGAGCAAUAUGUGAUGCUUUUUGGCUGAUGGAAUGUGGCAGAUUUGUAUUUGGGAUUGGUGGUGAGUCCUUAGCAGUGGCACAGAAUACCUAUGCUGUGAGUUGGUUUAAAGGAAAAGAAUUAAAUCUUGUUUUUGGACUGCAACUCAGCAUGGCUAGAAUUGGGAGCACCGUGAAUAUGAAUAUUAUGGGAUGGGUGUACUGGAAAGUUCAUGAUCUGUUUGGUUCAACAGGCCAUACCACUCUGGGCAUAGCACUCUUGAUAGGUGGUAUUACAUGUAUCUUUUCACUAGUUUGUGCUCUUAUUCUUGCUUACCUGGACAAAAGAGCAGAGAAAAUUCUUUGCAAAGAACAAGGGAAAACUGGUGAAGUAAUAAAAAUAACUGAUGUGAAAGACUUCUCAUUAUCAUUAUGGCUCAUAUUUUUAAUCUGUGUUUGUUAUUAUGUGGCUGUCUUCCCUUUCAUUGGACUUGGAAAAGUUUUCUUCAUUGAGAAAUUCAAAUUUUCUUCUCAAGCAGCAAGUGCGAUUAAUAGCAUUGUGUAUGUCAUAUCGGCCCCAAUGUCCCCUAUCUUUGGAAUUCUAGUAGAUAAAUUUGGAAGGAACAUCACAUGGGUUAUGUGUGCAGUGGUGGGAACUCUAGCCUCUCACAUUAUGUUGGCCUUUACUUUCUGGAACCCUUGGAUAGCAAUGUGUUUGCUUGGAGUUGCUUAUUCCUUGCUUGCCUGUGCCUUAUGGCCUAUGGUUGCUUUUGUUGUCCCCGAACACCAGCUGGGAACUGCCUAUGGAUUCAUGCAGUCAAUCCAGAAUUUGGGUCUUGCAAUCAUUGCCAUUGCUGCUGGUAUGAUAUUGGAUUCCCGAGGAUAUUUCUUCUUAGAAAUUUUCUUCAGUUCUUGUUUGUGUUGUGCCCUUAUUGCUGUAGUCAUGUUAUACUUUGUGAAUUUGUUCAGAGGAGGAGACCUUAACUGGUCUGCAAAGAAGAGAGAAAAAUUGCAGAAGUUAGCCAUGGCUGAAGCAAAAAGACUGGAAAAAAUCAGACGUCAGAAUGAAGAUGAUUUAGCCAAAUUACAACCCAAGAGUGACUUUAGUUUGAGGAAUAGAUAUCUCUGCAGAUUAGGUGCUCAGCUACCAGCCAACUGUGUUUGCCACUUAUCUGCACUGGCACACAGAAGUGUGUUGAAAUAGCAGAAUUGUGUCAUGGCAUGGACAAACAAAAUAAGAAAUUGUAUCAACACAAGACCGUACUCUUCUGUAACAGAGAUCAACAUAUAGAAUGACAACAGAAUACUAUUUAGUAGUUUUCUGGAAACAUUAAUAAUAGCUGAUGUCUUGGAAGACCUUAAAGAGCCUGCAUUGAACUCUGCUAUAGUAGGAUUUUUUUUUAAUGGUGUUCAUGGAUUUUUAUCUGAUUGCUGCUUGGCUUAGAAUCCCCAUCUGCUUGUAACAUUAAGCUUAAAGAACAGUUCCCAUUUGGUGUACAAUUAUGCAAUAUAACUGUAUAUCAAAUGUAUACUGUGCUUGUUUAGCCAUGCAUCAGAAUAACUACACUUUAUCUCUGUGAUGGGUGUUUUAUUUAUGUCCUACAUUUCUUUCACUCAAAGAAAGAACUAAUAGAUAUUAACGAAAUAGAUUAUUUCUGUGAAAUGUAUAGCUUUUAGUAAACUUAUUUUACAGUUUUUUUCUCUUAUGAUAAGCAUGGGUUGAACAUAAACAUUAAGAUGGUGCUGCAUAAAUAUUUCAGGUUUUGGAUUAUCUUUAAAAGCCGUUAUAAAAAUACAAAUUAAACUAAAAGAGCAUUAAGGUUAGGUAUUUUUUUUUCAUAUUGACGCAUUACAAAAAGUUUCCUGUGGAAAUUGCUAAUUAUUUGUUAGUAUAUUUUCUUAGCAAAGGAAUUUUGGAAAAUAUGUAGAAGAGAGUUGGAUAAUUAAAAUUAACAGUUUACUGCAAUAAUAAAGUUGAUAUGUUUUUGUAGCUGUAAAGAUUAACAAUCAGCACAUUCUCAGGGAAAUAAAAUCUAGAUGAUAGUCAGGACCCUGUUGAAUGUACACUGAUGUUACAUACACAAUGUGGGGUUGGGCUGGGUUUCAAUUCCACUGUUUUGCAUUUUUUAUUUUUUUGAUGCCAAUCCGUAGCAAAUAUCACUUGGAAACUAACCUUGGUGUUCUAGUUUUAAAUUGCUACAGUAGCGGAUCCUUUAGUAUGAAAUUUCUCUUGGUUAUGUAGGACUGGAACUGGACUUGUAUAUCAGUUUUCUGAUGCUUCUCAUAAGCCCUCACCAUGGUUGCCAUUGAUUUUAAGAUUAGUAUGUUGAGAUUGAUGGAAAAAGAACGUUGUAAUCCAGUUGGAUAAUACACCAGGGUUUCCACAUGUGUAUUAUGAGAAAUGUCAAGUUAAUUUAUUUUGGCCAUAUCAAAAAACUGUG
Protobothrops mucrosquamatus (brown spotted pit viper) is the source of this 2845-nucleotide messenger RNA. RefSeq names its product major facilitator superfamily domain containing 1 (gene MFSD1). The transcript has 17 exons. Gene Ontology annotation, molecular function: transmembrane transporter activity. The record is from RefSeq and is a predicted model, not a curated record. Gene Ontology annotation, biological process: transmembrane transport. Bases 43 to 1608 code for a protein of 521 amino acids. NCBI's taxonomy places the organism in Eukaryota, Metazoa, Chordata, Lepidosauria, Squamata, Viperidae. Gene Ontology annotation, cellular component: lysosome.